Molecule: messenger RNA, 3303 nt
Organism: Danio rerio (zebrafish)
Lineage: Eukaryota; Metazoa; Chordata; Actinopteri; Cypriniformes; Danionidae
Gene: zer1
Product: zyg-11 related, cell cycle regulator
Biological process (GO): animal organ development; protein catabolic process
Cellular component (GO): Cul2-RING ubiquitin ligase complex
Source: RefSeq, marked provisional
CGCAGGUUGUGUUGACAUCAGAUCGGCGGCGAUCAUCACCGGAUCAUGCCCGUGUUUCUGUGAGUGGAAGCGGCGGUCAGUCGGUAAACGGUGCUCAGAGGUGACGCGUGACCAGCGUGUGUUUCUCUGCUCUGGAUUGUGUUCUCCUCAUCUCGAUGUGUGUGUCCUGAGUCAGUUGUGUAGUUGUGUGGUAUCGUGAUCAUGGCGAGUAAAGCAGGAGAUGAUCCGGACAGUCUGAUGUCUCUGUGCACUGAGUUCUGUCUGAGGAACCUGCGCAGGACCAUGUGCUACAGCGGAGAGCGGAACCGGCUGAGUUUGCGGCCCGACGUUUUCCUGCCCAGCGAGAUCUGCGACCGCCUGGUCAACGCGUAUAUGGAUCUGGUGCACACAGACAGUGAGUUUGAGCCGCAGGACGGCUUCUUCCAGCUGUUCAGUGACCCGCGCAGCACCAGACUCACACGCCUGACGCUGAGGGAGGAUCUGCUGCGGGAUCGAGACCUGGAGGCCAUCAGCAAACAGGACCUGAUGGAGCUGCACCUGACGGACUGCAGUCGUCUGUCGUCUCGAGCUCUGCGUACGCUCUCCAGCUUCAGACACACUCUGCUGUCUCUCAGUCUGUUCGGCUGCUCCGGGAUCUUCUUCCGCAAGAGCGGCGCCCCGCUGGCGUCCGGCGAGCAGGAUGAGGAGGACGAGGACCCGCUGGAGGAGCGGCUGCAGACGCUGGAUGUGGACUUCAGCUUCCAGGGCUUCGGUCGUCUGCGUGUGCUGAAUGUGGGCGGUCUGCCGGCGGAGCUGGACGUGGAGGCGCUGCUGCAGCCGCUGCCCGCUCUCACUGCGCUGGAUCUCUCCGCCGCCCGGCUGCCCAGACCGGCGUUCCUGCAGCAGUGGAGCGACCGCAUGGCCUCGCUGGUGCUGUAUAAUGUAGAGCUGACGGACGAGCUCAUACACACACUGCUGCAGAUGACCAGACUCAGGCAUCUGGACAUCUCUCGAGAGAAUCAGAGGACGUCUAAAUUCAAGAUGUCGAGGCGUGUGCUGAGCAGUGUGGUGCAGACGCUGGUGCAGCUGGUGUCUCUGGACAUCUCUGGACACAUCAUGCUGGACAACUGCACCGUCACACCCAUGCAGGAGGCGCUGGGACGACCCGUGUCUCAGGUCACCGGCUCUAAGAAUGAGGAUCAGAUUCUGAAUGCGAUUGAGGCCUACACUGAGCAGAGGCCUGAGCUCGCACACAGAGCUAUAAACCAGCUGUUCGACAUCGCCAGAAUCCAGCACUGCAGUCAGCUACUGCGCGCACUACAGCUGGUGAUCACGGCGCUGAAGACUCAUAAGUAUGAUAAGAGUAUCCAGGUGACGGGCAGCGCGGCUCUGUUCUACCUCACCAACACAGAGUACCGCGGUGAGCAGAGCGUGCGGCUGCGCAGACAGGUCAUACAGGUGGUGCUCAACGGCAUGGAGCAUUACCAGGAGGUCACGGUGCAGAGGAACUGCUGCCUGACGCUGUGUAACUUCAGUAUCCCGGAGGAGCUGGAGUUUCAGUACCGGCGUGUGAAUCUGCUGCUGCUGAAGAUCCUGGAGCCGCUGCGUCAGGACGAGUCCAUCCAGCGCAUCGCCGUACACCUGUGCAACGCUCUCGUCUGUCAGGUGGACAACGACCACAAGGAGGCGGUGGGGAAGAUGGGCUUCGUCAAGACGAUGCUGAAUCUGAUCCAGAAGAAGCUGCAGGACCGAAUGUGUGAUCAGGUGAUGGAGUUCUCCUGGAGUGCGCUCUGGAACAUCACAGACGAGACUCCUGAUAACUGUCAGAUGUUUCUGGAGUGUAACGGCAUGAACCUGUUCCUGGAGUGUCUGAAGGAGUUUCCUGAUAAACAGGAGCUGCACCGCAACAUGCUGGGGCUGCUGGGUAAUGUGGCGGAGGUGAAGGCGCUGAGACCACAGCUGCUGACCAGACAGUUCAUCACCGUCUUCAGUGAUCUGCUGGACAGUAAAGCGGACGGGAUCGAGGUCUCCUAUAACGCCUGCGGUGUUCUCUCACACAUCAUGUUUGACGGGCCGGGGGUCUGGAGUAUGGAGGAGCCCAGCAGGACACACGUGAUGGACAAGAUGUGGACGGCCAUCCAGAGCUGGGACGUGAGCUCGCGGAGGAACAUCAACUACAGGUCGUUCGAGCCUAUCCUGCGUCUCCUCCCUCAGAGCGGGGCUCCGGUCAGUCAGCACUGGGCCACGUGGGCGCUCUAUAACCUGGUGUCUGUUUACCCCAGUAAAUACUGCCCUCUGCUGAUCAAGGAGGGCGGCGUCUCUCUGCUGCAGGCGGUGCUGGAGCUGCAGACCUCUCACGUGGAGACCAAGGACAUGGCACGUAAAGUGAUGGAGCAGUGUGAGAGCUUUAAGGAGGACCCGAUGGACACCAGCAGGUAAAGCGAGAGAAACACCUGCGUGAGGAUCUUCACUGUCUGAGAGCAGCGUUCAGGAGAAACACACUCCAGAACACACUACAGUGAGCCCAGCAGAGUGUGUGUGUGUGUGUGUGUGUGUGUGUGUGUGUCGGGCGCCUUUCUGUGUUGCACAUGGGCCGCGGCAACAGCUGCGAUAUCUAGGGGUGUUUUUCUUUGUUUUUAUUUGUUAUGUGCCCGAGUGUGUGUGUGUGUGUGUGUGUGUGUGUGUGUGUGUGUGUGUGUGUGUGUGUGUGUGUGUGUGUGUGUGUGAGAGAUGGUUCAUCAGAGACACAGGAUGUGUGCAGAUACGUGUGUGUGUGUGUGUGUGUGUGUGUCCAGUAUAAGCUUGAUGAAUCUCCUCAUGGUUCUGCUCUCUGUGAUCAUCAAUCGUCUGAUGGAUCGGUGUGAUCAGGACAUCAGGAGCAUCUCUGGAGGACACCUCUCUCAAUGUUCUCUGCAUGUUCUCUGGACAUUUUCGGGAUGUUCUCUGAACGUUGUUGAAAUGUUCUCUGGAUGUUUUCUGAGCGUUCUCUGGAUGUUCUGAUGUAAACACUCCUGUGAAGGCUGCCGGCAGUGGACGCUUCAUCAGUACAGUGGUUCUCUGCUCGUCUGGAGCUCCUCUUUCUCCUGCGUUGUGUUUUUAAUCCUCAUAUCCUCUUUUAUUUGUGCUCUCCUGAAGGUGUGGGAGCGGCGCGAGCGGUCAGACCUGCUUUAUCUGCUGUUCAAUGUGCCGCUUGUUUUUCUACACCGCUCUGAACUGCAAUAAACCCGUGAUGUACUGAAGUCAGACGUCUACACAACACUGGCUGUAAAGAGAGAUGAAUAUUCAUGAUGAUGAUGAUGAUAAUAAUAGUUGUCCAACACUCUG